AUGUUGCGCAAAACCCUUAGCAGGUGGACGUCUAAGCAUGAGGAUGAGUCGAAGGACAUGUGUGCCUUUACUGAACCCUUCUGGCAGUACUACGUCGACUCGCUUACUCGUCAGCAAGGACAUGAGACUCCAGAUUGUUUAGCAACUAACCCACAAAAAUACCAUGCCAGUUCCUCUGCGGUGGUUCAAGUGAAAGCAUUAUUCGGGCCAGAGCUUCCUCAGCCGUCGACGUUCCAAGUUAUCUCGUCUCUCAAGUCGCCAUUCAGUCAAGGCGAUGUAGUCAAGGCAUACCACUUCAUCCGUUACUUCCAAAUCAGUGAGAGUGGUUUUUUCAUCACCAACGAUGGCCUGGAGCGUACAGGUGCACAGAUCCAGUUGGUAGGGGCCGAAAACUGGGAAAAUGUCAUGUGCUAUCUCGACUCCCUUCUAUUCUCUAUGUUCGCCAAUCUCGACAGUUUCGAACCCAUAUUGUUCAUUCUGAAUCAGCACUCAAAUCACUUGGUAACGCAACUUCUGGGCUUGCUUCGAGUGUAUGUUAAUCUCAUGCGGCUGGGUAAUCUCAUCACCACGGAUAUUACCCAAAGAUUAUGCGAAUGUCUCAUGAAAUUAGGCUUUGAAGAAGCCCUUAGCCAUAGACAACAGGAUUCCGCUCCACUCUUUGAGUUUCUUACAGAAACUCUUUCAAUGCCCCUUCUAACGUUCAGGGUUGAAAUCCAGCAUCACGGCAAACAUGAAGAGGACGAUACGAAGUACUCAAGAGAGAGAAUCUUGUUUGUAUCCGUACCAGGUGAUGACGAUGACGAGCAUAAAGAGCCGGUGAAGUCGGCAAAUGAGCAUGUGGAAGUGACUGACUUGGAAGACAAUUCCGUGCUUUUGGAAGAGUGUUUGGAGCAUUACUUCAAUAACUCCAUUUCUGUGAAGAGAGAAUUAGAACGCAGAGCCACUUUAGACAGCCAGCAGCGGCCAUUAAAAGAGAGUUUUAUUGAUCUGCUACCGCUGACUCCGGCUGCUCGUCCACGUACAAAUUCAAAUCUAACUUACGGCAGAGGUCCUGAUAUCAAUGCACAGACUAGAACUCGCGCAUCUACACUAUCCAUAUGGUCGAUAUCAAGCUUCGAGUCUAAGCCCCGAGAAGUAAUGCUUCCCGCUUGGAUGCUUUUGCGCCUUUUGCCAUUCUACACCGACGAUAACAAUGAGGAUAUUGUGCGUAAUUCUAAAGAGUUCGCUAACCGCAGGCCGGUGGUUCCCAUCUGCUUAAAACGCUAUUCAUUUUCUGCUGCAAACCAGCAAGCAAGUCGUUCGAAAAAGAAAAUCAUUAUCCCUCCAGUCAUUGACUUGCCUCUGUUUGUUGCAGACGAUGACCAAUCUGACGAAGUUAUGGGCGGCUUCAAAUUGAUUUUAGAAAGUGCAGUGUGUCACCGUGGCACUACCAUUGCCUCCGGUCAUUUUGUAUCUGCAGUGAGGAAAAAUGCUCACAUGGACAGUAACUUUUCUGAGCCCACUGUGGACUCUCCUUGGUAUUUGUAUGAUGACAUGAAAAACCCUCGUGUCACCACCAAAACUUUUAAAGAAAUCUUUGACAAGGAAUGGCCCUACAUGUUGUUCUACCGAUUAGUUUCGGCAGAGGAUGAUGCGAAGCCUCCAUCUAAAAUGCUGUCCAUGAAAUCUUUUGGGAAGUCAAGUCCCAUGACUGCGCCUGAAGGCUCGAAGACUAAAUUUUGGAAAGAAGAGCCUUUGUCCAGGAUACCUUCUAUAUCUUCACAAUCAGACCUGGAAGGUGUAGUGAAUUCGAGCUCUCGUUUAGACAUUACCCAUGUCGUAUCUUCUAUUAGCUCUGAGGGUGCAUCGAGUAUUCCAAUCCCGAGCAUUCUUCCGAAUACUCCAAACUUUAUUGAUAUCCGCAAACGUUAUCUCUGGUACGUCACUGACAAAGAAAAGAAUUACUACAAAGAGUCUGCAUCUUUCUCAAAAACUGGAAGUCGAAACCCUAGCAUCUCUGUCACUCCUCAGUUUCGGAGAAACAGCCAAUGGAGUGAUGUCUCUAAUAUCAGUGGCCUUAUACUUGAGGGAAACGAGGUGCCGACAAGAAAGGCGUCUGAUAAAGAGAAAACAAUACCUGAAAAGGCUGAGAAGGAAGAAGUGGAUCCAUCAUUGGCCCGUGUUGAAGAAAAAAAGGAAGAAGCUCCAAACCUGCACCACAAGGAGCAUCACUUUUCACAUCAUCACAAUACUAGCAAUCAUGAGAGUGAAGCAUUGUCGCCGUCAUCAAAGAAACACUUGCGCAAGCGGCGAGCGGAUUACAAGCAUGAAAAAUGCGUUAUUAUAUGA
Molecule: messenger RNA, 2328 nt
Organism: Clavispora lusitaniae ATCC 42720
Lineage: Eukaryota; Fungi; Ascomycota; Pichiomycetes; Serinales; Metschnikowiaceae
Biological process (GO): protein deubiquitination
Cellular component (GO): nucleus; cytosol
Molecular function (GO): cysteine-type deubiquitinase activity
Source: RefSeq, a predicted model, not a curated record